CAGGUCAUAGAGAUGCUCGUUACAGCAUGUCGUAAAGCAGUUAAGCCGCUUUCUUCUCACAGUGUGGCGUCUGAAGAAAUUCGUGGCAUUGCCGGAGAGGUUAUCUCAUAACUAAGGUGACCAACCGUCCUCCUUUAGGGAGGACAGUCCUCCUUUUGAUUUCCAAAUUCCUUCUUUGUGCUCUCCAAGGAAGGCUUUACGAGAGCAUAGGUGCCAUGCCCUUCUCAACCCAACCUGAAAUAUGCAAAGAGCAGAAUGUUCUGGUAGCAACUCUUGAUAAUGUUAGAAACCUCUCCAAUAUUUUGAAAGCCAUUCAUUUCAAAGACCACGCUACUUGCUUCACUUCAUCAAAUGGACUCAAAUUCACGGUGGAAAAUGCAAAGUCUUUGCAAGCCAAUGCUUUUGUUCAGGCUGGAAUUUUCCAAGAAUUUGUUGUGCGGGAAGAAUCUGUGAUGUUCAGAAUCAAUCUGUCCGUGCUUUUGGACUGUUUGACCAUCUUUGGAACAAAUUCUUUGCCAGGAACUCAAACAGCCCUUCGGAUGUGUUAUCAGGGAUAUGGCUACCCUCUAACACUCUACCUGGAGGAAGGAGGGGUGGUGACUGUAUGUAAAAUCAAGACUCAGGAGCCUGAAGAGAUUCUCGAUUUUGACUUCUGCAGUACUAAUGUUGUAAAUAAAAUUAUCCUGCAGUCAGAGGGACUGAGAGAGGCAUUUUCCGAACUAGAUAUGACCAGUGAAGUGCUGCAGAUUACAAUGUCUCCAGACAAACCUUAUUUCAGAUUAUCCACUUUUGGGAAUGCUGGAAGCACUCAUUUGGAUUACCCCAAAGAUUCUGACCUUAUUGAAGCCUUUCAUUGUAAUGAAACACAAACAAACAGAUACAAGAUAUCAUUACUCAAGCCAUCAAUUAAAGCAUUAGCUCUGUCCUGCAAGGUAUCCAUUCGGACAGAUAACCGAGGCUUCCUUUCAUUGCAAUAUAUGAUAAGGAAUGAAGACGGAGAGAUAUGCUUCGUGGAAUAUUACUGCUGUCCUGAUGAGGAUGUUGCAGAAGCAGAACUGUAGCCAUAAUGAAAAAGUUACUGAAUUAACCCCUGCAAAAACUGUUUAGUUCAAGAUAAUCGGGAAAGAAAAAGAACAAGAGAACAUUAUUCCCAUUGUAACGGAAGUCAGAGCAUCCCUGAGCCACUUAGGUUAGGAUGGUGAAAAAUGGAGAUGGAGACAAUAGGCUUUCAAGGAGCUGUUGUGAUUGCCCAUGGAGAAAUGUAUGUAAUGCAGAGGCUCAGAGUCAAGAAUGAAAAAAACCACAUUUCCCCCCACCCACCCCCCAGGCAGGGGUUUUGCUUUGCUUCCAAAAGGAGAGCAGGGUAAAGCCAAAUGUAUUUUUAUUUCAGUUAUCUGAAAAUAAAAAUUACAAGGGACAACUUAAAGGAGCUAUCUGUAACACUGGGUUUUAGAUACCCAAUAACAGAAACUAGAAAAGAGUCUCUAAAAGAGAGACUGAUUGUAUGGCAAACCAUGAACCACUAACUGAACUUCUGGAGAAAGAUUUGGCCAAGAAGCAAACCUGUUAUCACAUUUGUAUCACAUACUUCUCUACAUUUCUAAUCACCUACUUUGUAUUUGAAUCUAGAAAGCAUCACAAGUUAUGAAUUGAUACAUUUCCCUUUUUAUAUACUGCAAAAUACAUUUUCAGAAAUAUCUUUAAA
Molecule: messenger RNA, 1705 nt
Organism: Crotalus tigris (Tiger rattlesnake)
Lineage: Eukaryota; Metazoa; Chordata; Lepidosauria; Squamata; Viperidae
Gene: RAD1
Product: RAD1 checkpoint DNA exonuclease
Exons: 6
Coding region: 216-1061 (281 amino acids)
Biological process (GO): DNA damage checkpoint signaling; DNA repair
Cellular component (GO): nucleus; checkpoint clamp complex
Molecular function (GO): 3'-5' exonuclease activity
Source: RefSeq, a predicted model, not a curated record